This is a messenger RNA of Schistosoma spindalis, 1583 nucleotides long. The record is from the annotation of a GenBank genome assembly. Lineage: Eukaryota; Metazoa; Platyhelminthes; Trematoda; Strigeidida; Schistosomatidae.
UUCUGAUUGGUCGCUAAGCAGAUUACCACGAUUACGAAAUCGAGUUGCGUUUAAUUGCCGCCGUAGAUAUUGGGUUUAUUGUUGUCUGUGCUGAUUAAAAAGGGAUAAAUUUUUCCGCCCGUUUAUUUGUAUGAUUGCUUAGUAGUGACACGCCUAAUCAAACAUAAUCCAAAAACGUCAAUUCGAUAUAUUUUAUUGCACAUCAUGAUGGCUGAGAAUACUAUCAACUUUACGCUACCUAAAACUAUCAAAUGAAGACUUCGCAACUGCAGAUUUUACAAUAACACGAAGUGGAAAUAAAAUGAACGAAUUUUCGGUUUUAUAUGACGAUGUUUGUCAACGUGUUUCACGAUCUCUUAUGGAAGCACUAAAACCGUUUGACGUGUAUUUAGAGGAAGUGGGGCGUCCUGUUGUCCCGCCAAUAACUUUGUCGUCUACUUUCCAACAACUUUCUCCUGGUGUUGCAAAAUAUGACUAUUCUAGGUCUGGAAAUUUCUCUAGGGAGUGUUUGGAAAAGUGCAUAGCAUCUCUGGAAGACGGUCAUGACUGCUGUGUCUUUAGUUCUGGUCUUGCAGCCCUAGGAACUCUCAUUCAGGUCUUAUCAAGUGAUGACCACAUCGUUGCGUUCGAUGAUCUAUACGGAGGAAAUGGGCGAUAUCUGCGUCGACUUGCUUCGAAAUCUGGAAUAACAACUACUUUCGUUGACAUGCGUGACUUAAAAUUGUUUCAACAGGCGUUACAGACAAACACUCGUUUAGUCCUUAUAGAAUCUCCAUCAAAUCCUUUAAUGCGUCUGGUCGAUAUAAGUGCUGUUGCAUCUAUCGCUCAUGCGUUUAACAAAGAAAUUAUUGUUGUUGUUGACAAUACUUUCAUGAGUUCUUAUUUUCAACGUCCACUUGAUCAUGGAGCAAAUGUUGUCUUACACUCUCUCACAAAGUAUAUGAAUGGUCAUUCUGAUGUAGUUAUGGGCGCACUGGUUACACGUAAUCAAUCAGAACUACACAAGCAGCUAAGAUUCAUACAGUAUGCUGCAGGAGCUGUUCCAUCUCCAUUUGACUGUAUGUUAUGUCUUAGAGGAUUACGCACAUUACCAAUACGAAUGAAAGCGCACAUGAGAAGUGGACUUAUAGUGGCUAUGAUGCUUGAGAAACAUCCGCUUGUUGAAAGGGUCCUACAUCCAGGUUUAGAGUCAUUUCCUCAGAGAGAUAUUAUCGCGAAGCAGAUGCGUGGUUUUAGUGGUAUGAUAACUGUUUAUCUGCGAUGUACUGGGGAACAAACAAAAACGUUUAUUACAAAUCUGAAGUUGUUUACGUUAGCCGAAAGUUUAGGGGGUUAUGAGAGCCUUAUUGAAAUUCCGUCCAUUAUGACACACGCAUCAGUUCCAAAUGAAGUUCGUGAGGCCAACGGGAUCACUGAUAAUAUGCUUCGCUUGUCAGUGGGACUAGAAGAUCCGAAGGACCUAUCACUCGACUUAUAUGAAGCAUUUAACAAAUUGAACCAAAAUCUCAAACCAAAAUAAGCUUAUCCUAUUUAACUAUUGACCGACGUUUCUGCAAAUAAAUACACAUGAUAAAUACUUUGAA